GUGCAAGGUGACUAUUUUGUCCCUCAGUCAAAGUUUUCCCACCACUUUCUGGACAUUGUGUUGAAUUAAAACAGAGAGAAAACUGGCAUCCAGAAACUGUUAAUUUCUGUUAACAGUAAAAAUUUAAAUAUGUAAGGCAGGUGAUGCAUGUGGUCACAGUGAGACAGAAAAUUAUCCUUGAUGUUCACUCUGUGAAGCUGAUGAGAAAAGUAAUCUAUUUUCUGUUUUAUGUUUCUCCUCCUUUUCAGGAAGUGGAAAUUGCCAGCGUAGAUGCAUUCCAAGGCCGAGAGAAGGACUUCAUCAUCCUGUCCUGCGUCAGAGCCAAUGAACACCAAGGAAUUGGCUUUCUGAAUGAUCCCAGACGUCUCAAUGUAGCUCUCACCAGAGCGAGAUAUGGCGUCAUUAUUGUUGGAAAUCCAAAGGCACUCUCCAAGCAACCCCUUUGGAAUCAUCUGCUGAACUACUACAAGGAACAGAAGGUGCUUGUGGAAGGACCGCUAAACAACCUCCGCGAGAGCCUCAUGCAGUUCAGCAAGCCUCGGAAGCUUGUCAAUACCAUCAACCCGGGAGCCCGAUUCAUGACAACUGCCAUGUAUGAUGCCCGCGAAGCAAUUAUCCCCGGAUCUGUAUAUGACCGCAGCAGCCAAGGUGAGAGAUCUCAAGAUGGAGAUUCCCAGUCAAAACAA
Sceloporus undulatus (fence lizard) is the source of this 686-nucleotide messenger RNA. RefSeq names its product regulator of nonsense transcripts 1-like. The transcript is spliced from 3 exons. Gene Ontology annotation, molecular function: RNA helicase activity. Gene Ontology annotation, biological process: nuclear-transcribed mRNA catabolic process, nonsense-mediated decay. The annotation marks the transcript as partial. The record is from RefSeq and is a predicted model, not a curated record. NCBI's taxonomy places the organism in Eukaryota, Metazoa, Chordata, Lepidosauria, Squamata, Phrynosomatidae. Gene Ontology annotation, cellular component: cytoplasm.